Messenger RNA from Striga hermonthica, 761 nucleotides. The record is from the annotation of a GenBank genome assembly. Lineage: Eukaryota; Viridiplantae; Streptophyta; Magnoliopsida; Lamiales; Orobanchaceae.
AACUCGGUCUUCCCCGUGUUCACGAUCAGCAACGUCCAGGUGGCGAUUUUGUCCAUGGCGGCGAUCGCGGUGGUGACGAUAACCUAGGGCAAGCCCGAUUUUGCGCACCGCGGAGGCCAGGGGUGGAUUUUGUGCCGGUCGACGAUCGUGAUGGAGGGCGAGGGGAUGAGGGUAUCGCCGACCGCCGCGAUUGGGACAGGUAUGCUGGUGGUGGUGCGGGCCGAUGGCCGCCGGACCAGCGACGAUUUGGGGAUUUUCUCGCUGCAGAACAGGGACCUGAGGUAUUGUGGGCUAAUGAUUUUGAUGACUUUGGUGGGCGGGCCCAAAGGUGUAAUGUUGCCAGUUGCACUACCGUAAUUGCAUACAAUUUAGGAGAUCGUGAUUUUAACAAAGUUCUUACCCUACAUCAAGAUUUUAAAAGAACAGAGUUAAUGAAAGAAGGGAAUAGAACCUAUUCCAUUACCUACAAGAGUUCUUAUGCUUUAUCAAACACUCAUCAUUCUGAGGUAUUUCUAAGGAAGGAAUUCAUUGAAGUUCCCAGAAUAUUUGAGGAUUUUGCAAAAGCGGUAUUACCGGAUAUUAUUGGAAAUCCGACAAUUGAAGAAAUUGAUAUGAGGAUCCAAGAUAAACCUGUUUUUAACCGGUCUAAAGGCCUCACUUACAUGAUUGAGCCCAGGAGAAUGUCUUUCCAGCAAGAUAGAGCUAUUAGCCGUAACCGCUGGGAAGAACAACGAACGAGUAUAUAUACAAGAACUCCAGAU